This is a messenger RNA of Engraulis encrasicolus (European anchovy), 2725 nucleotides long. It is a transcript of the gene marchf8, whose product is annotated as membrane-associated ring finger (C3HC4) 8. Gene Ontology annotation, biological process: antigen processing and presentation of peptide antigen via MHC class II; protein polyubiquitination; immune response. The transcript is spliced from 10 exons. NCBI's taxonomy places the organism in Eukaryota, Metazoa, Chordata, Actinopteri, Clupeiformes, Engraulidae. The coding region runs from base 454 to 2295 and encodes 613 amino acids. Gene Ontology annotation, cellular component: late endosome membrane; cytoplasm; early endosome membrane. Gene Ontology annotation, molecular function: MHC protein binding; ubiquitin protein ligase activity; zinc ion binding. The record is from RefSeq and is a predicted model, not a curated record.
UGGUCCAGGCCGGACUCAGUCCCCAUGGUCAAUAUGCCCAUUCAUGGUACUGUGUGUUAGUGGGAUACACCACGGAACCUGUGGCAAUGCACUUUCUCUCCUUUUCUUUCCCUCUUUCUUUUGGAAAUCAGGACUAUUCAAUUCAAGUCAGGGGCCCUUCACUGAGCUUGUGAAACAUCGAUGGAUUACUGUGCAGCCCUGCAUGUUAUCCCCACUAACGCGGAAGUCUGUGUCUGUGACGCAUACAAUCAAAUGGAGACUAUGAAAUAAACAAAACACCAGGGGUCUACACAACAAAAGCAAGGGUGUGUGCGGUCCUACUGGGAGGGGUUGUGCUAUUGAACCCAUCAUCAACAUGUUGGUGGCAGCCGGAGCGUCGUCAUCGUCUGAGCGCUAGCGUGAGCGAGCGAGCGAGUGUGUGAGUGAGUGAGUCCCACCGCGCGGUCAGCUGGGAUGAACAUGCCACUGCACCAGAUCUCUGUCAUCCCCCGCGACAUCCCCCCCUCCUCCAGGGUCUCUGGCAGCGGGAAGGCAAAGGACAAGGACCGCGACAAACAGAAUGAGAAGCCCCUCGGCCAUUCUGCAAGCAGGUCCAGCAACAUCUCAAAGGCGGGGAGUCCAACGUCGGUUAAUGCCCCGAGCACUUUCUCCCGGACCUCAGUCACCCCCUCCAGCCAGGACAUCUGCAGUCCUACUAUCACCGUGGCACAUGAUCAGGCUUCCCAGAAGCCCUUGCAAACCACCGUGGUGGUGCUCAACUCGAACGGCAAGAGCGCCGGCUCGCCCCAGAGCGUGACCACCACCACCUUCUUCCCGCCCGACUCGCCCGUCAAGCCCAAGCCCCCGCGGGCCGCCUUCGGCGCCGAGUGGCUCUCCCUGCUCAGGGCCCCCGUGAACAUCCGGCGGGACGACGGCGGCAUGCUCAAGUUCUCGCGCUCGCUCAACGACAUGGGCCAGAAGAUGGACACCCUGUGCAGCGGGCUGCACUUCAUCGACCGCACCUGCUCGGACAGCGAGCUGGCCACCGACCUGGACGCCCCGGCCGAGCCCGACCGCCACAGCCACAGCCACAGCCACGGGAAAGCCUGUCCCGCCGGCGUUGGCAAACCGCCGUUACCGCCGUCCCUCUUCCCCUUCGCCUCGCCGUCCUUCUCCACCAACUACAAGUUCGUGGGCGGCCAGCUGCCCCCGGAGCAGAUUCUCUCGGCGCCCCCGGUCCCCGUGCCCCUGCUGCCGCCCCUCCAGGACCCGCAGCAGAAGGGCUCCAGCAACCUGCUGCGCUUCUUCUUCCCCUUCAGCCAGUCGCCCACGGCCGGCAGCCUGCAGCACUGCACCUCGGAGCUCAGCAGCAGCCUGGCCUCCCGCCUGCAGAUCACCAAGUCGGCCAGCGCCCUCCUGGAGGGCACCGAGUCCUUCUGCACCGAGGAGGAGGAGGAGGAGGGGGAAGGGGAGGUGGGCGAGGACGAGGUGUUUGAGGAAGAGGAGGGCGUGGAGAGGCCGCUGAACCCAGCCACCGCACAUCAGCAGCAGCAGCACUGGCAGUCGAAGCUGGAGAGGCUUCACGCCCCGCUGUGCUCGCUGGAGGGCGACAGCGACUUGGACCCCUGCCCCUCGCCCAUGUCGGAAAAAACGGUCCCGCUGUCGCCCUUCUCUCUAUCGGGUGAUUGCUGCAGGAUCUGUCACUGCGAGGGUGACGAUGAGAGUCCCCUGAUCACGCCGUGCCACUGCACGGGCAGCCUGCGCUUCGUGCACCAGACCUGCCUGCAGCAGUGGAUCAAGAGCUCGGACACGCGCUGCUGUGAACUCUGCAAGUACGAGUUCAUCAUGGAGACCAAACUCAAGCCCCUGCGCAAGUGGGAGAAGCUGCAGAUGACGGCGAGCGAGCGGAGGAAGAUCAUGUGCUCGGUCACGUUCCACGUCAUCGCCAUCACCUGUGUGGUCUGGUCGCUCUACGUGCUCAUCGACCGGACGGCCGAGGAGAUCAAACAUGGGAUACUGGAAUGGCCCUUCUGGACGAAGCUGGUGGUGGUGGCUAUAGGUUUCACUGGGGGACUGGUCUUCAUGUACGUGCAGUGCAAAGUCUACAUCCAGCUGUGGCGGAGACUAAAGGCCUACAACCGCGUCAUAUACGUGCAGAACCGGCCCGAGACGUGUAAAAAGUUGAACUUCGAGAAGCCGCCGCUCAUGGAGCCCAGCAUGGACAACAAGGAGGCCCUGGCGCCCGCACAGUCGGACACAAACUCUUCGCAGUACACGGAGACGGAGGAUUACAGCAUGGAGAUCCUCCAUGUGUGACACCUCCCACGUUGACUCCCCCAAUCUGCCCCAUCCUACCCCUUUCCCACCCCCCGUCAAACCUUAUAAUCCCUGACCCCGGACCCCCACGGAACCUGCUCCAACGGUGGCUGGCUAUGUGCGAGUCUCGGCCACAGAGAGCACAAGACUUUUACUGGAGCGGGGGAAAAAACUACGAGGACAGGAUGAAAAUCUCCCUGCUGUUUUAAUAUUAUUUACCCCUUUUUGUCGGUUGGAUUGUUUGUUUGUUUGUUUGUUUGUUUUUGUUCCUGCAAGUUGGUGGCUAAUCAUUUUAAAAAGAAGAAAAAAAUCAGUGUGUGCACCAGAUCAUGGAACAUUCCGACUACUGCCAUUGUACUGCUGUUGUACAGAACCUGGUGUUUGCCACUCCGAGUGUGUGUGUGUGUGUGUGUGUGUGUGUGUGUGUGUG